This is a messenger RNA of Tigriopus californicus, 690 nucleotides long. RefSeq lists its product as uncharacterized. The transcript is spliced from 2 exons. Gene Ontology annotation, biological process: DNA integration. Bases 1 to 690 code for a protein of 229 amino acids. Lineage: Eukaryota; Metazoa; Arthropoda; Copepoda; Harpacticoida; Harpacticidae. The record is from RefSeq and is a predicted model, not a curated record. Gene Ontology annotation, molecular function: nucleic acid binding.
AUGGUCGAUCAUUUCAGCGGAUUUCCUUUCGCUGAAUCCUACUUGGAGUUCUGUGUCCGUUUCCACAUCAAUCACAAGACCUCUUCACCCUACAAUCCACGAAGCAUUGGGUUAGCUGAAGCCGCGGUGAAAUCCAUCAAAGGCCUCCUCAAGAAGGUUGAUGGGGGCGUGUCGGGGCACGAAUUUCGACAGGCGCUCUUGGCUUGGCGAAUGACCCCACGUCCCAACGGAUACAGCCCGGCGUUUGGAUUCUUUGGGAGGCAUCUACGGAUUGGCAUGCUGGACGUUCGUGCUGCUGGCUUUGACGCGCAUAAAAUGGAGGAUUUCGUCCGGGCCCGGCGUUUGGCUAAUAAUGCGAGCAUGGCCGGGGCAGGGGGUCGAGAAUUGGCUCACCUCGAGAUUGGGACACCCAUACAUGUCCAGGAUCCCAUCGGACGAAGUUGGACGGCCCGUGGUGGCGCGAUUUUGGGUCAGUGCGAUAGCGGGCGUUCCUAUAUUGUGAGCACGCCCACAGGGACGGUUCGGCGGAAUCUACGACUUCUGCGCCCAGCACCCCCGUCCAGAGAGGCCAUCGCUAAGCCCAUAGCAAGUGGAUGUGCACCCGGGAAUGGUCCUUCCCAAACGAAACCUAGAAGAAGCUGCCGCCAAAUUAAAAAGACCGUCCGCUUCCAAGCCGGAAGCCAGCCCUGA